Molecule: messenger RNA, 8401 nt
Organism: Hemibagrus wyckioides
Lineage: Eukaryota; Metazoa; Chordata; Actinopteri; Siluriformes; Bagridae
Gene: dgkza
Product: diacylglycerol kinase, zeta a
Exons: 36
Coding region: 197-3895 (1232 amino acids)
Biological process (GO): lipid phosphorylation; intracellular signal transduction; regulation of synaptic transmission, glutamatergic
Cellular component (GO): nucleus
Molecular function (GO): protein binding; ATP-dependent diacylglycerol kinase activity
Source: RefSeq, a predicted model, not a curated record
UGUGCUUGUCGGUCAGGGUGCAGGAGCUUGGCUGUGUGUAGAGAUGGUGCAGUGGUGUACAUGUCCGUCUGGUGUAUAAUGCCAGGCUCCAGGGGUAAAUGGGUUGUGCCCCCCACCCCUCCUGUCCAGGCCAGUCCCGGAACCCUCAUUACGAGGGACCAGUCUUGGUGCAUAGCCUCCUUUAACCCCCAGAACAAUGGACACGUUUUUCCGUCGUCAUUUCCGGGGGAAAUGCCGCGAGGCAAUCAGACGGCGACACAGCAGCGUGGCAGUGCCAGCGAGUAAAGUGCGGCGACGUUCAGGUGCCGGCCUGCCCUCUGCAGACCUCAUGCAGAGACGGAGGUCCAGCGUCCAACUUCAGGGAAAUGCCGUGGUCCAUAAGAGUAGUGCUGCUGCCCAAAAAAACACAGUCACGCAGAAACAUUGCAGCAUUCCUGCUCAGCUGCUUGGCCCAUCUCUUUUGCUUGCCAGUGUCAUCCAAAUGAGUGAAAAGAAGGAAAUGGAAGAAGGAAGUGAGGGAGGACAGUCCACUGCUUCAGACUCACAGAGCAACAGCAGCUGGGAGGAGCCUGAAGAGUCAGAGAUUGAGCCCUGUGAGUCGUGGUUAACUCAAAGUAUGUUAAUAGCAGAGAGAAUUCAGCCCCGCCCCUUCAUCCGCACACCACGCUGUUUACGCCGAAACUCCUCCCACUUGCUUCCAGCCGAGGCCGUGUAUCAUGGCCCUGGCAACUACGGGCUGUACGGGCGUUACCGGAGAAACAGCCAGGUGUGGAGGGCAACAAAUGUGGGGGGGCCUGCGUGGGCAGGGAGACGGAGCUCUGUGGCAUCUCGGGCAUACAGGAUGGGCUCCCCCUGGUGGCAGGGAAUGUACUACAAUCCAGAGUCGGACACAUGGAGUGGGUUCCUCUCGAAGGCCAUCGCUAAGUCAGGGCUCCAGCACCUGCCGUCUCAGCCCAGCAGUUCACUACUGGCCAAGUGUGACUUGGACAGAGAGAUACGCAGCACUGUGGACUGGAGCGAGUCAGCACUGUACGGCGAGCACAUCUGGUUCGAGACCAACGUCUCUGGAGAUUUCUGUUACGUCGGGGAACAGUACUGCUACGCCAAGACACUGCAAAAAUCUGUCGCUCGAAAGAAAUGUGCUGCAUGCAAGAUUGUCGUUCACAACAUCUGCAUCGAGCAGCUGGAAAAGUUAUCUCACAGGAAGUCUUCGCUUCAGGGGGAGUGGCUUGAUGAGCUACCACACAAAGACCCAUCUUUCAGAAUCAACUUCAGGUGUAAACCGUCAUUCAGGGAAUCAGGCUCUCGGAACAUUCGGGAACCUACUAUAGUGCGACAUCACUGGGUCCAUCGACGGCGACAAGAGGGGAAGUGCAAGCAGUGUGGAAAGGGAUUUCAGCAGAAGUUUGCUUUCCACAGUAAAGAGAUUGUGGCCAUUAGUUGCUCUUGGUGCAAACAGGCUUAUCACAACAAAGUGACAUGCUUCAUGCUGCAGCAGAUAGAAGAGCCAUGUUCGUUAGGAGCUCAUGCAGCUGUUAUAGUACCUCCUACAUGGAUAAUACGUGUCCGCAGACCUCAGUCCUCACUAAAGUCGAGCAAAAAGAAGAAACGAACAUCAUUCAAACGCAAAUCUAGCAAGAAGGGAGCUGAGGAGUCUCGAUGGAAGCCGUUCAUUGUAAGGCCCAUUCCUUCCCAGCUGAUGAAACCACUGCUGGUGUUUGUUAACCCAAAGAGUGGAGGAAACCAGGGGGCCAAAAUAAUCCAGUCAUUUAUGUGGUAUUUAAAUCCGCGGCAAGUCUUUGACCUGAGCCAAGGUGGACCUAAAGAAGGCUUGGAGAUGUACCGAAAAGUUCACAACCUGCGUAUUCUGGCAUGUGGUGGUGAUGGCACGGUUGGCUGGAUCUUGUCCACUCUGGAUCAGCUGCAGCUGAACCCUCAGCCUGCUGUAGCUGUACUACCUCUUGGGACUGGAAAUGACCUUGCCAGAACCCUUAACUGGGGUGGGGGUUACACAGAUGAACCCGUGUGUAAAAUCCUCUCUCAUGUGGAAGAUGGGAACAUUGUGCAACUUGACCGCUGGAACCUGGUUGUAGAGCCAAACACAGAGGCGGGACCAGAGGAGAAAGAUGAACAGGUUACGGACAAGCUUCCCCUAGAUGUUUUUAAUAACUAUUUCAGCCUGGGCUUUGAUGCUCACGUAACUCUGGAGUUUCAUGAGUCUCGAGAGGCAAACCCAGAAAAAUUCAACAGUCGCUUCAGAAACAAGAUGUUCUAUGCUGGGACGGCUUUCUCAGAUUUCCUCAUGGGAAGUUCAAAAGAUUUGGCCAAACACAUCAAAGUGGUGUGUGACGGUGUAGAUUUAACAUCUAAGGUCCAAGAGCUGAAGCUGCAGUGUUUGGUCUUCCUCAAUAUUCCCAGAUACUGUGCUGGCACAAUGCCAUGGGGAAACCCAAGUGAGCAUCAUGACUUUGAGCCUCAGCGCCAUGACGACGGUUGCAUCGAGGUCAUUGGUUUCACCAUGACGUCACUGGCAACGCUACAGGUCGGAGGUCAUGGUGAAAGGCUUAAUCAGUGUCGUGAGGUGACCCUCACUACCUAUAAAUCAAUCCCCAUGCAGGUGGAUGGAGAGCCAUGCAAGCUGGCUCCUUCCACCAUCCAGAUCUCGCUCAGAAACCAGGCCAACAUGGUGCAAAAAACCAAGAGAAGGACCUCUAUACCCCUGCUUAAUGAUCAGCAGCCGAUCCCAGAAAGGUUACGGAUCCGAGUGAACCGUAUCAGCAUGCAUGCCUAUGAAGAUCUUCAUUACCACAAAGACAAGCUUAAAGAAGCUUCAAUCCCAUUGGGGAUCAUCGUCAUCCCUGGAGACAGUGACCUGGAAACUUGUCGAGUACAGAUUGAGAAACUGCAAGAGGACUUUGUGUCAUGUCACCCAUCUCUCCAGCGACUGAUGCUGCAGGAAGGUGAUGAGACCAAAACCAAAACGCUGUCAUGUCAGAGAUUGUCACCAAAGUGGUGUUUUCUGGACUCAACCACAGCAGAUCGAUUCUACAGGAUUGAUCGAGCACAGGAACAUCUGCAUUAUGUGACUGAGAUCUCUCAGGAUGAGCUGUUUAUUUUGGACCCUGAGCUGGUAGUGACUGAGAGUGUGAGCACGUCACCAGGCAUGCCUGACUUGGUAGACUCAUCUGCAGAGAUCUCUUCAGCUCAACAUAAAUUUGCCUUCCCAUCAACCUCCUCGUCUCCUCCCUCCUCUCCAACACCCAGGAUUGCUGAGCUGCAGAAGACAUCUCAGAGGAAGCGUGUGUCCAGUGACAGCUCUGUGGCUGAGGCUCUGGCACACAGCGACUCGCUUCAAACAGACAAGCCAACACUGUGCAGGGCAGGGGGUGUACACCGCUCUAACACAACCGCAGCCGAUUUCAAUCAAGCUAACAGGUCAGAAAAGAAUGCUGUGAGCGUCAGUAGUCCAGUAUCAGCGGAUGUGCUAAUUGAGUGUGUGAAGAACAAGGACCAUCAGAGGCUAAAGGAGCUCCAUAAGCAGGGAGCAGACCUGUGUGUGCAGGACUCAGCAGGUCGCACAUUACUCCACCAUGCAGUGAAUGUGGCCAGUAAAGAAAUUGUCAAAUACAUCAUUGAUAACGCACCCAUUGAUAUAUUGGAUGUGACAGAGAAAGAAAAUGGCGAGACGGUGUUGCACAAAGCUGCCUCGUUGUGCCAGAGGACGAUCUGUCACUACUUAGUGGAGGCAGGAGCUUCUCUAAUGAAGACAGACUUGCAGGGUGAUACCCCGAAGCACAGAGCAGAAAAAGCAAAGGAUGCGGAGCUGGCGGCGUACCUGGAGAAUCGGCAGCACUACCAGAUGAUCCAACGUGAGGACCAGGAGACAGCAGUCUGACCUCUGACCUUUAACACGCCUUCCCCCUUUGGAGUCUGGAGCUGUCUACUUGUGCCAAACCAAUAAAGUAAAUAAGAAUGGACUAGCUCAUAAUAAAAGGCUCCUUAUAUAUGGGGUGAAUAUUUACUGUAACUCCUAACCAACUCUAGAGCUAAGAGACGCACGUACACACGUUAUGAAGAGACCUGCGGGUUUACCGGCUUGACUAAACUUGCAUCCAUUUCACCAUCCAUCAUCAUUUAUUAGUGUGUUUGUGUCAGAAUGUAUGGCGAGGGUUGGGGUUUUCUUUGUUAAUGCAGUCACUAAUCUGUGUGACUUUUACAGAGCAAUCAUUGUUGAAAGGUGUCUUAAGAUGGUAUGGGACUGUGAUUCGAUGUAUGAUGUGAGCUCUCUGCAGCACUGAUCACACAGCUCAGAAUUUCAACUUUCAUGUUUUUGUUCAAAAUAAUGCUAGUGUUAAUAAGGAGAAUAUGGUUAUUGCUUUGCAGGAUCUUACAUUUCAGAGAUUUACAGACUUAUUUGUUUACCCAAACUAAGUGGAUGAGUGUUGAAAGCUUUUAGGAUGUGGGGUGCUGGCUUUCAGCUCUCACUGCACUGAAAACAUUUUGAGCCUCUAGUAGCUUUUUCUGGCUUUGCUUCUUUCAUUGUUUUAUUUUCUUCUCUUCUCUUCUGGAAAGGUUUCCUUCUAAUAACUUUUGGUACUGUAAGUGUAUCUUAUUAGGUUUCUGUCUGAGAAACCUUUGCACUGUAGCUAUCAUUGCCUUCUUUAUUCCACUCAUGAAUUUCUUCAUUUAGAAUUGUUGUACUUAAGUUACAGUUUAUUUGUAAUGCCCUUUUUAAUAGUGAAUAGAUGUUUAUAUAAUUUAUCACUAUAAUAUCUGACUUGUUUUCUUGUCUAAUUAUAUUAUAAAAUACUGAAUAUUUAAUACUUUAUUCUUUUCCGAAUGCAGACCCCCUCCCCCAUUAUCUGUUCUUGAGUUUUCCUGGAUGGUCUCACUGUAUGACAGAAUGUUCUUCUUCAAAUCAACUCUUUAUCUUAAUGCACCAACAUGUGAUUAUGGUAUUUAUUUUCGAUACUCGAUAUAUGUCUAAGUUAAAUUAGAUUUAAAACUAGAUAAUAUUAAAUAAUGAAUUAAAAAUAUUUAAUUUUUAUAGAGGUCACUUUCUUGUGGCCACUGUACAGUUAUAUCUUAUAUAUUUAUUUAUAUAGAUGCCCCCCAACCCCCUCUAAAAAGGGGAAAAAAGAGAUUCCCUUAACAGUAUAACUCAAUGGCCAUGAUAAUGAUACAUAAAAUAGUUUUGGGUCCACUUGUGUAGAAAACAGCAAUCACGUCACAUUUUUCAAGAUAUGCUUAUUCUAUUUGUUAUAUAAUGACAGCUCACACUUUUAUCCUCAAUCUCAACACUCAUUGGAUUGACACUUAACCUGUGUAUAGAAGUUGCCGGUUUUCUUUCUGAAAUAAGACCUGAUGAAGCUGAACUGAGACGGUUUGAGGUUUGAUACUGGCAGUGACAGUUUGAUAAUAGUUUUAUCAAUAGAAAAGGUUCAUUUUAUAUUCUAUUAUACCACAGCAAUCUUGAAUUAAUUUUCUCUAACAGCAGAUCUAAAAGUAGUUUGACUGCAAAUCACAGGUUUAUACUGAUGCAGAAAAAAAUACUUGCUCCACAUGAGUCUUAUAAUAAACAGGUUUUAAAAACUUAAUUGUGGAUAUGGUUUUCUGUGCUGGUGAGUGGAACAAUUAUAGAAGGAGUUUCCAGUAGAAGCUCUUUGCUGCAGUCAUAAGUAAUGCUGAAUCAUGACCUUAUUUGACAUGGGGAAAGUCUUCAGCAGAGAGGUGUUUGAGCUUUGUGAGAGUGACUGUCGAUACUAUAAGAGAAGUAUUGAGGAACUAACUUGUUUUGCAGACUUUUCACAACAGACAAAUGUCUACAUUUAUUACAUUCUGUUCUUUAAUGUAUUUUCAUUUUAUUUUAUUUUUUGCUGUGGUAUAAAAGGAAUAAAAUUUUUGGAUGUGCUAUUAUUGGAAAAUAAUCAUCAUUGAGAAGGUAAAACACUGCCCUGAGUUAUCUCCUUUUUCUUCCAUAAUCUUUUGUGUGAGUGAUUAAUAGUGGUUCCAUCAAAAUUAGAGCAUCUGAUUUAUAUGCCACAUUUAAAUGACUGUCUGGAUGCAUAUUAGAAGAACCUGUGUAAAUAAUAAUACUAGUAUUUUUAGUACAUGUGCUGCUGUAACAAGCACAUAGUGCAUACUAUUUUAAUAUCAUAAAUCUAUAUACCAAGAGUUUUUUUUCCCCAAAAUCCACUUUUUGGUUUAUAGCAAGAAGAAUUAGAGCACAUAAGACAUGGCCACUAGUUCCAUUAUUACUUUUAUUGCUACUUUUUGAGAUUAUAACAUUUAUUUGGAAUAAUUCUCAAAAGAGUGCUGUGAUUUGACUGAAGCUCAUUAUUUUGGACCUAUUUACAGUUAAUAGGACCCAGCAUUGGCUGUAGUCACUGCAUCUGUUAACUUUCCCAUAGUGAAGAAGAAUCAAUACAGAUCAGCAGUUAAGAAGCUGACCUGCACACCGUGCCUUCUUAAAGAUCCACAAAAGGACACAGACUUCAUGUAUUUUAAGAUUCCAAUAUCUUACUUAUGGAGAGAUAUUUCUUUCAAUGCCCAUCUAAUUAAAAAUAAUAUAUUUGUGCUAUCUCCCUUUAUGUUCAUUCAUAAUUUCCUAGGUAGUCCUUAUUAUGAAGUAAGAUUUGGCUUUUUGUAGAGCUUUCUAAGUGAUAUAUGAAAGAACUUUACACACUAUGGAAAAAAUGGUUCCCUCUUAGUAGUGUAUAAAAAAAGCUCCAGAACUGAUAGAUAUGUGUGUGUAAAAUUUAUCUGCCUCUUUAAUUGCCAUGCAAUUCAAACCUGGAACCUUCCAAAUAUUUCUUUUACAAGAGUGCAUGUAAUCUGGUGCAAUAGGCUGUUUAGGUACAUAGAAAUCUAAUGUUUUUGUACUAUAGUUACAGAUUAAUGGUGAAUAAGUAGAGAUUUCACUGAAUUGAUUCUGGUGUGGUCUGCUUCCAGAAAUAAUAAAGGAUAGUAUUUUGAGUAUUAUUAGGAAAUAGUAUGUUUAUUUUCCUAGACUAUACUGUAAUUAAUCUGAUCAGAGUAGAUAUAACUAUGAUACACAUGAUACAAAAACUUUUCUUUUCCUUUUUUCUUUUUUUAAUCUGUUGUGUUUAUAUAUAAUGAUUCUUUGGUCACAUUUUGUAUAAACUCCAGCUUGAACAGCUGUAACUUUGAGAUGCCUAUUGUGUACAUCAGGAGCGUUUAAAAUUCAGGUCUUGAAAGACCACAGAUCUACUGGGAUUUAUGUCACAAAUUUAGCCCAUGAAGGCUUUAGUAAUUAGCUAAUGUGUUGACUCAGGUGUGCUAAAUGUGUUAAAUGAGGUAGAAUGGUAAACUCUGCAGUGCUGUGGCUCUGUUGGGGAGACACCCCUGGAGUGGGUUUAUUAAUGUAUUCUCCAGCUCCAACAUUUCUUUAGUACAUCUUUUUGCAGUUGUCUCAUUUCAUAACCCCUUUCUAGUUUUUCACCUUUGGAGUACCCUUAAGUGCUUAAAUGCUCUAAAGGAAAAAUAGUUCAUAAGAGUGAAUACAAGUUUAUUUUAAUAUGAAACCAGUCUUUUUUCAUAAUAGAGAGUGAAAGGUUUAUGUAGAUUUACUUGAGUGAAUUUAAACCGGAAUCGGUUGCCUGAUACCACUUUACUUCGCUGAGGAAAUACAGCAUUUCUCUCUACUGCAUGCUUGUACACGUUUACUCCAGUGAUUACAUUGCAGGUGAGGGUCACGACUGUAGAUGCUGUCGUAAUCCAGUCCAGAACAGCACACACUCCCUUAAGACAAACUAAACACUCCCACUUCCCCUUAGUUUUUGAAGAUAGACCUAUCUAGUACCCUCUGUGUCCGCUGACUCACUGCCUACAUGCCUGCAGGCUUGUAAUGGAUCACCAACAAGUGGAAAAAAACAGGAUGUGCAUACACAAACACUUAAUAUCUUAAGACCAGGCAUAAACAUUUCCUUCAACAACUAUCACAUUACGUUAAAAGCCAAGUAUGUAUAUAAAUAAUUAGUUCUUAUCUAUUUAUUAACUAGACCUAGACGUAAAUGUUGUAUUAUAAUGGUUUUUUUAGGCGUCUGUUUUUUUGCUGCUCCCUGUUUAAUCUCACUGUUGGAAAGUUUACAGUAUUUCCUAAAACCAAAAUGUUAAUGCCACAAGAGUCUGUAUUCUGUAUACAGUAAAUUCAUUUGAUGAUACAGUGAAAAGGUUGUUGUUUUUUUGCAAUUCUUUUAGUUACUGAAGUUUUGUUCAUUGGCUGUUUUCUUAGAAUGACCAGUUUUUCUGCUUGAACCCUGAAAGAACUCUGUCCACAUGAUUUCACACACUGACCUUAUCCAGGAUGUACCUGCCCUUAGUACUUAAUUGUUACAUUGAACUUAGGUCAACUUCAAUAAACUUACCAAUACAAAUGAUA